This is a messenger RNA of Olea europaea var. sylvestris, 2108 nucleotides long. RefSeq names its product T-complex protein 1 subunit alpha-like. Gene Ontology annotation, molecular function: ATP binding; ATP-dependent protein folding chaperone; ATP hydrolysis activity. Gene Ontology annotation, biological process: protein folding. Gene Ontology annotation, cellular component: chaperonin-containing T-complex. The record is from RefSeq and is a predicted model, not a curated record. The transcript has 17 exons. Bases 231 to 1904 code for a protein of 557 amino acids. Lineage: Eukaryota; Viridiplantae; Streptophyta; Magnoliopsida; Lamiales; Oleaceae.
CAAAACCCCAGCCCAAUCAUAUACCAAGGCGCUCUAAUACGAUGUCGUUGGUCCCCAUAAACCUCUCUUGUUCAAACCCUCAGAGUCCACUGAGGUUUCUCCGUUAAUCGAGCGCAACUUUCCGGAGAGACCCAUUUCUCACUCAUUUUCUGAAUACACCACUCGAUCUCCUGCAGAUUCUGUAUUUGUACUUUCAGAUUCCUGCUUCUUUUUCUUAAUUUCGGUAGAAAAUGGCGAUUACAUCACGGACACCUGAUAUUUCCGGCGAACGACAAUCUGGCCAGGACGUUCGAACUCAAAAUGUUGUGGCAUGCCAAGCAGUUGCCAACAUUGUGAAAUCCUCUCUCGGACCGGUUGGACUUGACAAGAUGCUGGUUGACGAUAUAGGUGAUGUGACAAUAACUAAUGAUGGUGCCACGAUACUGAAGAUGCUAGAAGUUGAGCAUCCAGCUGCCAAGGUUCUUGUUGAGCUGGCAGAACUUCAAGACCGAGAAGUUGGAGAUGGAACAACAUCUGUGGUAAUCAUAGCUGCAGAAUUGCUUAAGAGAGCUAAUGAUUUGGUCAGAAAUAAGAUCCAUCCAACGUCAAUAAUCAGUGGAUACAGACUUGCCAUGAGGGAAGCGUGCAAAUAUGUUGAUGAAAAAUUGGCUGUGAAGGUUGAAAAACUUGGUAAAGAUUCUCUUGUAAACUGUGCCAAGACGAGCAUGUCCUCGAAGUUGAUAGGUGGUGACAGUGACUUCUUUGCAAAUCUGGUUGUUGAAGCUGUACAAACAGUGAAGAUGACAAAUGGGAGGGGAGAAGUUAAAUAUCCAAUCAAGGGAAUUAAUAUUCUCAAAGCCCAUGGAAAAAGUGCUAGAGAUAGCUAUCUGUUAAAAGGAUAUGCUCUCAACACUGGCCGUGCUGCCCAGGGAAUGCCGAUGAGAGUUGCCCCUGCAAGGAUUGCUUGUCUUGACUUUAAUCUUCAGAAGGCUAAAAUGCAAAUGGGAGUCCAGGUUUUGGUCACUGAUCCCAGGGAGUUGGAAAAAAUUCGUCAGAGAGAAGCUGAUAUGACAAAGGAGCGUAUUGACAAGCUUCUAAAGGCUGGAGCAAAUGUUGUUUUAACCACAAAAGGAAUUGAUGACAUGGCACUUAAGUACUUCGUCGAAGCCGGCGCCAUUGCCGUGAGACGUGUCCGCAAGGAGGACUUGCGCCAUGUUGCCAAGGCGACUGGUGCAACUGUGGUUUCGACAUUUGCAGAUAUGGAAGGAGAAGAAACAUUUGAUUCGUCUCUUCUUGGUUAUGCUGAUGAAGUAGUGGAGGAACGUAUUGCUGAUGAUGAUGUGAUUAUGAUAAAAGGGACCAAAACUACCAGUGCGGUCUCAUUGAUACUCAGGGGUGCCAAUGACUUCAUGCUCGACGAGAUGGACAGGGCUUUGCACGAUGCUUUAUGCAUUGUCAAAAGAACUCUGGAAUCUAAUACGGUAGUUGCUGGUGGAGGUGCAGUUGAAGCUGCCUUGUCUGUCUAUCUGGAGAACCUAGCCACCACUCUUGGAUCUAGGGAGCAGCUGGCUAUUGCAGAGUUUGCUGAAUCAUUUCUAAUUAUACCGAAGGUUCUUGCUGUGAAUGCUGCUAAAGAUGCAACUGAGUUGGUUGCUAAGCUACGUGCUUACCACCACACUGCACAAACCAAGGCAGAUAAGAAGCAUUUAUCAAGGUGUUCUCUGACCAUGCCUUCCACUUACGGUUGCAGCAUGGGUCUUGACCUGGGGAAGGGUACUGUUCGAAACAAUUUAGAAGCAGGAGUUAUUGAGCCAGCAAUGAGCAAAGUGAAGAUAAUUCAGUUUGCAACUGAAGCAGCAAUAACUAUUCUUCGAAUCGAUGACAUGAUCAAGCUUGUUAAAGACGAAAGUCAGAACGAAGAGUGAUUUUUACACUUGCUAUAGAAAUGAUCGAUGAGGUUUGGUAAGGGACACUUGGAUGCUUCGGGGACGGGGGAGGGUGCCUAUUUAAGUAGUUUGGAUUCAAUUUUGUCUGCUUUGUUUACAUGGUUUUGAAUUGAGAAGUGAAUGCAAUGAUCUAUGGCAGGGCAGCGGUACUUCCUUUAAUUAAGAGUUCAUUUCUUUAAUUAA